CAUCCACGGUGCCAGCAAAACAAGUCCACGGGAUGGGGUAGUGUAGGCAGCCAGGAGGUGUACCGCGGGAGAUAUUGAACCUCCUUGCCACCACCAGUAGGCACUCUCUGGCUCCCUGGCCUUCCCUACCCCUACCCCUACCCCCUCCCUCCGUUCUUCCGCAAGGGGCACCCUCGCCACCGCCAGCUCUCCCCCCNCCACGUGACCCGAGACGACUAGACAGCUAUCCGCACAACCUCCGUAGCCGCCAGCCAUUCUUCACCAUGCCUACCAUCGUCCAGGGCGCCAGCACGGCGUCGUCGUCCAUCAGCUUGACCAAGACCAUUGUGGGCGCGGGCCUCCUCUCCAUGCCGUUGGCGUUCUCCACCGACGGACUUGUGUUUGGAGUGUUCAUCAUCCUUUUGGCUGCCUCCACCUCUGGCUACGGACUCUUCCUCCAGGCAUACGUGUCCCGCUACGUGCCUUCCAAGAACGCCACGUUCUUCAACUUGUGCUCCAUCACCUACCCUGCGUUGUCAGUGGUGUUUGACUUUGCCAUCGCCAUCCAAUGCUUUGGGUCUGCGUUGUCGUACUUGGUGUUGAUUGGCGAGAUCAUGCCCACCAUCGUCCACCACAUCCCGUUGAUCGCUCCUGAGCACUACCGUACCUUCUGGGUGCUUGCCUCAGGCCUCAUCUGCGUGCCGCUCUCGUUCUUGAAGAACUUGGACUCCCUUAAGUACACCUCCAUCCUUGGCCUUGUGGCCAUCGCCUACAUGGUGUUGUUGGUGAUCUUCCACUUUGUGGCCGGCGACGUGCCCCAGGACCUCAGGGGCACUAUCGGCUUGUUUCCUGAGUCCGCCUCCGGCGUGUUCUCCACCUUCUCCAUCAUCGUGUUCGCCUACACAGGCCACCAGAACAUGUUUUCCAUCGUCAACGAGUCCAACGACCGCUCGCUCUCCAACUUGACCCGGGUGAUCAGCCUUGCGGUCGUGGUUUCCUCCGCCUUGUUCCUCCUUGUCGGUGUUUCGGGCUAUCUCACCUUCGGGGACUUGGUCUCGGGAAAUGUCAUUUUGCUGUACCCAGCAGGGUGGACCACCACUUUGGGCCGGUUCUCUAUCGUUUUCAUGGUCAUCUUCUCCUUCCCUUUGAUGUUCCAUCCGGCCAGAAUCUCAGUCAACAACAUUGUGUUCUGGGUCCAGACUAACGUCGGCAAGUCUCAACCAGAGGAACAAUCCACCACCUUCUCCGAGUCCACCGAAUCGACCGCAUUGCUUGGAGAUGCACAAGAACUGCAAGCCCCCAAGCCCCGUGGUCUUGUCGUUCCUUUCCCAGACAGAACCUUUGUCAUCAUUACUCUGAUUCUUUUGAUUGUGGCAUACGUCCUUGCCAUCUCCGUCACUUCCUUUGCCUUCGUGUUGGCUAUUGUUGGAGCCACCGGUUCCACCGCGAUUUCUUUCAUCUUGCCUGGUUUGUUCGGCUACAAGUUGAUCGGUUCCGAGCUGGACGACCCUUCGGUGUUGGAAACAAUCUUCAAGAACCUCUCGUUGGGAUUAACUAUUUGGGGUUUUGUAGUCAUGGUGUUGUGUUUGUACACCACCAUCACUGGGGUUUAGACUUGAUUAAGCUAGAUUUAAUAGAAUAUACUAUGUAAUUACUGUAGGAUAGACUAAUGUGAAUGCGACUGUGGGCUUUCUGGUGACAUCAUCUUUACUAAAACGAUUAUACCUCUCGUACAGAUAUAUUGGGUGGUAAUUUAGUCCUAUGGUUCUCGAUUGUUACAGCUGAAUACACUUUUGUUCGUUUCUGGAAAAGUUCUUCCCCUUCUGUUAAAUGAGUCCAUUUUCUGUGCUACUUCAAAAUUCAACUGAUUGAAUAUUGUCUACUAUCAUCUCGGAAAAAUAGCUAGAGAUACCAAUGGUCCUGACAUUAUCAAACUGAGAAUAUUUGGGUGUCCUUUGAGUCAUAAUUAGCUCUAUGACGAAACGGCGUAUUAGUAUUCAGUUGACUGGGGCUGCUGGACGCUGAACUGUUUGCGCCUUUAUAACA
Suhomyces tanzawaensis NRRL Y-17324 is the source of this 2025-nucleotide messenger RNA. RefSeq names its product Avt7p (gene AVT7). The record is from RefSeq and is a predicted model, not a curated record. The transcript has a single exon. Gene Ontology annotation, molecular function: L-lysine transmembrane transporter activity; L-glutamate transmembrane transporter activity; L-serine transmembrane transporter activity. Gene Ontology annotation, cellular component: fungal-type vacuole membrane. Bases 264 to 1592 code for a protein of 442 amino acids. Gene Ontology annotation, biological process: amino acid transmembrane transport. NCBI's taxonomy places the organism in Eukaryota, Fungi, Ascomycota, Pichiomycetes, Serinales, Debaryomycetaceae.